Molecule: messenger RNA, 2733 nt
Organism: Armigeres subalbatus
Lineage: Eukaryota; Metazoa; Arthropoda; Insecta; Diptera; Culicidae
Exons: 5
Coding region: 1-2733 (910 amino acids)
Biological process (GO): DNA integration
Molecular function (GO): nucleic acid binding
Source: RefSeq, a predicted model, not a curated record
AUGUACCGAAUGGUAUGGCAGCAAGCAUCGGAUCAGUUGCUGCACAAGAUUUUCUGGAGGGAUUCAAGUCAGGAGCCACUAAAAACGUAUAAGCUCACCACAGUCACCUACGGCACAUCAUCUGCGCCUUAUCUUGCUACUAGGUGCCUGAACAAGUGCGCGGACGAGGGUGCGGAGCGCUAUCCUGCAGCUGCAGCUGUCGUUAAAAAGUGUUUUUAUGUAGAUGAUAUGCUGGCAGGAUCACACACAAUAGAAGGAGGGAAGCAGCUAUGCAAAGGCGUGCUAGAGCUUCUGAAAGAAGACGUGCGCGAAGUUCUUGAUCUGGACGAAAAGGCUACCGUGAAGACACUGGGUCUCACAUGGGAACCGGCAGCAGAUAAGUUUUGGAUCAAGGUUCCCUACUGGAAGCCUGAAGGGCAUGUUACCCAUCGGAUUGUGUUGUCCGAAAUAGCACGCCUGUUCGACCCUUACGGACUAGUGGGUCCUGUAAUAGUUCAGGGAAAGAUAUUCCUACAAGAUCUUUGGAAGGCUAAAUACACAUGGGAUGAAUUGCUGUGCGCCGAUCUACAUUCACGUUGGUUAGAGUUCAGAAGCAAUCUAGCCGACUUAGACGCGGUGUCAGUUCCACGAUGGAUUGGCUUUGGUAAAGACGUGAUCACUUGUGAAUUCCAUGGGUUCAGCGAUGCUAGCGACAAGGCCUACGGAGCUGUCGUCUACUUACGCUGUGUGAACUUGGACGGAAGAGUAACGGUCAAUUUGAUGAUGGCCAAGUCAAAGGUUGCGCCAUUGGAAGAUCUCAGCCGCAGGAAGAAGAAACAAUCCACACCUCGCCUGGAAUUGUCGGCUGCGUUACUGUUGGCUCAUCUGUACGAGAACGUCAAAGGCAGUCUGGAGAUUUCAGCGCCUGCUUUCUUUUGGACGUUAAGUACCUCGAUCUCGUCACACCCAUCGAGGUGGCAAGUCUUCGUGAGCAAUCGUGUGUCGGAGAUUCAGCAUGCCACGAAAGGUGGCGUCUGGAAUCACGUUCCGGGAAUUGAAAAUCCGGCCGAUAUCAUAUCGCGAGGAGCUACACCGGCGCAGCUACAGUUCGACUCGGUAACUCUGGAGGAGAGGCCACUUGUGUCCGCAGCUCUUCAAGCUCUUCCUCCAAGUAAUGUAUUUACACUUCGUUCUUCUUUGUUGAACCUUGUUCGACUGACCGCCUGGAUACGUCGAUUUUCUACCAAUUGCCAACAAGGAAACAGCCAGCAACGGAGAACUGGAUCACUGAGUGCUGAGGAACACAACUCGGCGCUGCUAGCGUUAGUGAAGCUAGCCCAAUCGGAAUGCUUUCCACUAGAAUUGGCGGAUAUUGUAGCUAAAAAUGAAGUAAGACCAACUUCAAAACUACACAAUCUUCACCCUGUUAUGAUUGAUGGGAUAAUCUGUGUUGGUGGCCGGCUCGGAAAUGCUCCGAUCUCAUCAGGUCGCAGACAUCCAAUGAUCUUGGAUAGCCAUCACCCGUUAACUAAGCUAAUUCUGAUUGAUUAUCAUCAUCGACUACUUCAUGGAGGACCUCUGUUGAUGAUAGCGUGCGUUCGUGAAAGAUUUUGGCCGCUGAGCGUCCGGAAUCUCGCCAGGAGAGUCCUACACGAGUGCAUUAGGUGCUUCAGAGCAAGGCCACGCGUGCAUGAGCAGUUGAUGGGAGACCUUCCGCUCGAACGAGUGUCACCAGCGCCUGCAUUCCAGCGAGUUGGCAUAGAUUAUUGCGGUCCGUUCGAGCUUCAACCGGCAACUCGGAAAGGGGCACCGAUCAAGUGCUACCUUUGUCUAUUCGUAUGUUUAGCCUGCAAGGCCGUGCAUAUAGAGGUCGUUAUGGAUCUCACCAGCGAUGCUUUCAUAGCCGCACUCAGGAGGUUCACCGCAAGACGCGGAAGGCCAGUCCUGAUACUUUGCGACAACGCUACCAACUUUGUUGGAGCGCGAAGACAAUUGUACGAGCUACACAACAUUUUUCGGCAAGAUCAGUUCCAGGAUCGAGUUUCAACGGAAGCGGCUCUAGACUCAAUUGAGUUUAAGUUCAUUCCCGCCAGAUCUCCCAAUUUCGGCGGCUUGUGGGAAGCCGCAGUGAAGUCGGUGAAAGGACAUAUGCGGAGAGUGAUCGGAAACAGAAUGCUGAAGUGCGAUGAAAUGCAAACGGUUGUCGCACAAAUUGAAGCUUGCCUUAAUUCGAGGCCGUUAACUCCAAUGAGCAACGAUCCCACGGAUUUGGAGGUUUUAACGCCGGGGCACUUCCUCAUCCAGCGACCGCUUACUGCAGUGCCUGAACUGAGUCUCAGCGAGCUGCCAGAGAAUAGGCUCAGCAGAUGGCAGCGGGUUCAGCAAUACAGCCAGGUGAUCUGGAGACAAAACUUCGUCGAAGACUUCAACGUUACUUUGCCGUACCACAGCCACUCCAGCACUGCGUUACAUGCCCCCAUCGGGGCAAACUUUGGCAGAAUGGAGAUCUCGUCCAUUAUCGCCAGGGGGCGAUCGAUAAGUUAUGUCAUUCCAUUUGUUGUUAUGUCUCGGAUUCAAGUCGUCUCGUUCUUUGGCAGUAUUCGAGUCAGGAUCUUACGGUUGCAACACCAUGGCAGGAGUAUGAGUAUCCAGAAGUCAUCGAGAAUUGAUUCGCGGGUGCUUUCGCUGAAGUGCGAACCGGGAGUAUCCCACAAGUGUUCAUCAUCAAUUCUAAAGUUCCACUCACAGAUGUAG